This is a messenger RNA of Colletotrichum destructivum, 1221 nucleotides long. RefSeq names its product Putative small nuclear ribonucleoprotein Prp3. The coding region runs from base 238 to 1221 and encodes 327 amino acids. The record is from RefSeq and is a predicted model, not a curated record. NCBI's taxonomy places the organism in Eukaryota, Fungi, Ascomycota, Sordariomycetes, Glomerellales, Glomerellaceae. The transcript has a single exon.
UCUCUCAACGAAGUGUGGCCGCCGAUCGAGGACAUCAACAAUUGGCGACGUUAAAUAAGAAGACAGAAGAAGAAGAAGAAGAAGAAAAAAGACACGGAACAAAUUUCACAAGAAAAUAAACCCAAAGGAAUAAGAAGCAACACAAAUCAUUCACAACUUUUGACUCGUCUCAUUUCUCAUCCACCUUUAUCCCCGAGGAAAGAUAGAGUCUUACACACACAAAGAAUCCCUCACAAAAUGGCUACCUCGUCGCCGUCAUGGCACCUCCUCCCGCCCGACCUCGUCGAGCACCAAAUCGGCCAGAUCGACCUGCUGAUGGCGAUGUACCCGGCCGAGGAGGAGGCCACAAUCGAAAAAGAGUCUGAAAAGAUCCUCGCCCUCCUCAAAUCUCACCUCGAGGACCCAUCAUCAUCAUCAUCAUCACCAUCACCACUCACCUCCACCAGACCCCCGCAGGUCUCGGUGCUGCUCACCCUCACCAUCGCCGAGCAAGAGGAACAGGGCGGAAAGGACCCGCCGGCCACCAAGACGCUGCAGCUCGACAUCGCCGUGCCCUUCUCCCACCCGCCCGGCCCCGCGCCGGAUGAGGCCCCGCGUGUCGCCGUACGCAUCCGCCAGCCGGCCUGGCUAAGCCGCGCCGCGACGGCGCAGCUCAACGCGCGCGUCCCCGAGGACGAGGACCUCUUCAGCACCAUCGAGGUCGUCCGGGACGCCGCCGCGGAGCACCUCGAGCGCGCCAAGCUCGCGGAGGCCGAGGCCCUCGCCGCUGGCGACAACCGUCUCGACGCAGACGACGACGAGGACGGCGACUCGGGUGAGCCACCACACCUCGUCCGGGUGUGGUUUUACUUCCCCUCCAUCUCGACCCGCUCCAAGCGCGACGACUUCAUCAUCCACGCGCCGGCGUAUGGUCUCACGGGCUUCCUCUACGCCGGGAAGCCGGGCCUGCUCUGCCUCGAGGGCGCCUCGCGCCGCGUCGACGCCUAUAUGCGCUUCAUCAAGACGGAGAGCUGGGGCGACAUCCCCGCGCACCACAAGAAGGUCAGCGAGCGGCACCGCGAGACGGGCGUCGCGUCCCGCGUCUUUGGCGACAUGAGCGAGAUCACCGACUCGGUCGGCGAGCGGCGGGGCCAGAGGGCGAACCGGGGGGACAUGAAGGCCGUCGAGGGCUGGCUGGUCGAGCGUGGUCUGGGGGAUGCCUUUGCCAAGGUGCUGAUGUAG